Messenger RNA from Argentina anserina (silverweed cinquefoil), 680 nucleotides. Its product is annotated as putative invertase inhibitor. Lineage: Eukaryota; Viridiplantae; Streptophyta; Magnoliopsida; Rosales; Rosaceae. Gene Ontology annotation, molecular function: enzyme inhibitor activity. The transcript has a single exon. The record is from RefSeq and is a predicted model, not a curated record. Bases 1 to 561 code for a protein of 186 amino acids.
AUGACGACCUCCAUAUUCACUUUCACUUUAUUCCUCCCUCUCUUCCUUCUCUUCUCAUCAACCUUCACUCCCAUAACCGCCAACAACCUCAUCUCUGAAACCUGCAAAAAAGCUGCUCAGAACGACCCCAACCUGAGCUACAAGUUCUGCCUGACUUCUCUCCAAGCCGCCCCAAACAGCUCUGGCGCCGAUCUCCGGCAACUCGGCCUCAUCUCCAUGAAGCUAGUCCAGCACAACGUGACUGACACGAGGCGGUUCAUCAAGAGCCUUCUCAAGAACAAGAAGCUGGACAAGUUUGUAAGAGCAUGUUUGGAUGAUUGUUUGCAGCUUUACACAGACGCCAGACCCACCAUCAAGCAAGCCAUCAAGGAUUACAAGAUGAAGCACAACGAGGACGCCAAUAUCCUGGUCAGUUCGAUCGUCGAUGCCUCCACGACUUGCGGAGAUGGAUUCGAGGAGAGACAGUUGGUUUCGCCAUUAACGAAGAGGAACAACGAUACGUUUCAGCUGUGUAUCAUAUCACUCUCGAUUAUCAAUAUGGUUAGUUCGACGUUAUAUUAAAGAAAGAGGCUAUGCAUGGCUGUCUGUGUUUUAUGAAUUUGUAAUCUUAUUAUUGGGUUAUUGUGGUCCAUUGGCUGCUUUUGUUUGUAAGGUUGUUUCUGAAAUCAGCUAGCUGUAAC